Molecule: messenger RNA, 1370 nt
Organism: Dufourea novaeangliae
Lineage: Eukaryota; Metazoa; Arthropoda; Insecta; Hymenoptera; Halictidae
Gene: Rpn13
Product: proteasomal ubiquitin receptor ADRM1
Exons: 5
Coding region: 69-1268 (399 amino acids)
Biological process (GO): ubiquitin-dependent protein catabolic process
Cellular component (GO): cytoplasm; proteasome regulatory particle, lid subcomplex; nucleus
Molecular function (GO): endopeptidase activator activity; proteasome binding; ubiquitin binding
Source: RefSeq, a predicted model, not a curated record
UAUAUUUAUCAGGAUCAUCAAGAAUCAUCAGAACAUUCAGAACAGGUCACUUAUUUGAAAAAUUGAACAUGUCGGGAGGAGCACUUUUUGGAAAUAAUGCAUCUCGUAGUACUUCGAAAAAUUUGGUCGAAUUUAAAGCUGGGAAAAUGACUAUGAAAGGUAAAAUGGUUUAUCCAGAUACGCGAAAAGGACAACUUUACGUUUAUCAAUCUGACGAUUCCUUGAUGCAUUUCUGUUGGAAAGAUCGUACAACAGGAUUUGUUGAAGAUGACUUAAUUAUUUUCCCCGAUGAUUGUGAAUUUAAACACGUACCUCAGUGUAAAAAUGGAAGAGUCUAUCUUUUACGAUUCAAAUCAUCAAACAAAAAAUUCUUUGUAUGGCUGCAGGAUCUUAAAACAGACAAAGAUGAAGAAUAUUGUAGAAAAAUUAAUGAAGUUCUUAAUAAUCCUCCGACUCCUGGGUCACAAAGAAGUGGUAACAUAAAUCAAGAAGGAGACCUUCAAAAUUUAUUAAACAACAUGUCACAACAGCAAUUAAUGCAAUUGUUUGGAGGUGUAGGACAAAUCAGUGGUCUAGGUAGUUUAUUGGGUACCAUGAACAGACCACAGGGUGUACAGAGUACUAGGGCUUCUACGACGACUGCAUCGACUCGAGUUUCUACAAAUGCUGCAAGACCUGUGACUCAAAUGGUGUCUUCACCUGCACCCAGUAAUGAUACCGCUAAAUCUAAUGAUGACAAUAAACAAUCAACAAGAACACCAGCUCCAUCAACACCAGGAGCAACUACAAGUACCAACAACAAAAUACAACUAAGCGACCUACAGAACUUUUUAUCUGAAAUUCCAACACCAGCAGGAGCAGAAUCCGUUGUUCAGAGGGGCGUAGCAACUGAGCUGACCAAUGCCAUCCGUGCGGCGAUCUCUGCUUCGGAAAGCUUGGAGCGCGAAAUGAGCCCGCACUUACCACCAGGGGAUCAACUGUGUACCACGCUAUUGUCUCCCCAGUUCUCCCAGGCGCUAUCAAUGUUCUGGUCUGCUUUGCAGUCAGGCCAGGCGGGACCUGUCAUCCGACAAUUUGGCUUGGGACCGGAUGCUGUCAAUGCUGCAACCAGUGGAAACAUUGAAGAGUUCAUCACUGCUCUUGAAACUGAAGCUAAGACUGGCCAAGAGCAGACACAGCAAGGACAAGAGGACACUAAUACAAAACAAACGUCGCCAGCAUCUAGUCCUGAUAAGAAAGAUGACGAUGAAGGAAUGGCGUUAGAUUAAAAACAAAAUUAAAUGAGUCUAAUUUCAUUUAUAUUUUCAUUUAGGAGGUAUGCAACAUGUAUUACGUUAUAAUCACUUAUGUGUAAUAAAUUCUUCCUUGAA